This is a messenger RNA of Eublepharis macularius, 1998 nucleotides long. It is a transcript of the gene ACBD6, whose product is annotated as acyl-CoA binding domain containing 6. The record is from RefSeq and is a predicted model, not a curated record. The transcript has 8 exons. Gene Ontology annotation, molecular function: fatty-acyl-CoA binding; protein binding. Lineage: Eukaryota; Metazoa; Chordata; Lepidosauria; Squamata; Eublepharidae. Bases 153 to 1034 code for a protein of 293 amino acids.
UCUGUGGUCGCCCUCCCCCUUUCCGUGCCCUUCCCUGCCUCCCUCCCUCGCGCGGGUGUGCUGUGAGGCCGCGUGGGUCGGGGGCGGAGCUUGGGCGCUGGGCGCGAGCGGCUCCUCCGGCUGAGGCGGCGAUGAGGCGGUGAGAGGCGGCCAUGGCUUCGUCGCUGCCGGCCAGAGGGGCAGGGGACAGCGGGGGCGGCGAGCCUAGCUCCGGCGACGAAGGUGGCGCGGCGGCCGCCCCGCUGGGGGAGUCUCCCGGCCCCGGUUCCGACUCGGAGAGCCGUUCGUCGCCGCGGUUCCUGACGAGCUUGACGGAGCAGUUCGAGCGGGCGGCGCAGCGGGUGCCGACCUUGGCCGCCGCGGCCCCCAAGGAGCAGCUUCUCUACCUGUACGCGCGGUACAAGCAGGUAAAAUGUGGUAGCUGCAACACCCCUAAACCUGGAUUUUUUGACUUUGAGGGAAAACAGAAGUGGGAAGCUUGGAAAGCAUUGGGUGAUGCAAGUCCUGAGCAGGCAAUGCGAGAGUAUAUUGCCACUGUGAAGAAACUGGACCCAACUUGGAAUCCACAGGUAACAGAAAAGAAAGGGAAGGAAGGAAAAGCUGGCUUUGGAGGCCCAGUUGUCAGCUCACUGUACCAAGAAGAGACCAUCAGGGAGGAAGAUAAAAACAUAUUUGACUACUGCAGAGAGAACAACAUUGAGCAUGUCACCAAAGCCAUCCGAUCCCAAAAAGUGGAUGUGAAUACAAAAGAUGAGAAGGGUAGAGCUCUCCUGCACUGGGCAUGUGACAGAGGACACAAGGAGCUUGUCUCAGUACUGCUGCAACAUACAGCCGAUGUUAACAGCCAGGACGAUGAAGGCCAAACUGCAUUGCAUUAUGCUUCCACCUGUGAGUUUUCUGACAUCGUGGAGCUGCUGCUGAAGUCUGGAGCUGACCCUACUGUUCGGGACACGGAGGGCUACCUUCCUGAGGAGGUGACGGACUGUAGAGCAAUCACCUUUAUGCUGCAGGAGCACACUGCUAGCAAAGCUUAGCCAGAAGGCUAAGGAAGUGCAAAUAGCCCCAGCCAGCCCAGGAUUCUUAAAGUGGACACGCAUUGCAAUAAGUCCUGUCCUUCUCCUAAAUAAUCUUUUUGGUAUGCAUGAUGUAUGGAGAUGGGGACCUAGUGACUGAGUAUAUUAUUCUGGGAGGAGGAAAUAGGGCAAUGGAGCGUGUGCGACACAGGCCUGUACAUCUUGUAGCCUACCAGGCCAAAUACAGCUAUUCAGCCAUAUACUGUAUCCUGCCUUGUGCUUGAGGACUGCUCCCCCCACCCCCGGCCCCCCGCCAGAGUUCUAGAGAUGCAGCAAAAACAGAAGGGUUUUUUAAAAAAACAGUUUCUAGCAGCUCACUAGACACGGCUGGUGGACUGGGUUCAGUGAAAUGAAUCACAAGUUUCUGUAGGCCUGGUGCGGCAUAAAGCUCAUAUCACAUGCUGUGGAGUGUUAAUCAUGAUUCUGGAAACUGAGGAGAGGAGCAACCGAUCAAGACUGCAGUCUGUGUGCCUACUCAGGAGCAAGCCCACAACGCUGGGGUUUGUUUUUCCAAGUAAAUGUGUUUUUUUUUUAAACAAAACAUAAGUUUUGUAGCUGGUAGGGAGGGGACGGGCAGAUAAUGUGUGCAGCAGGGUAUUGUUCAGCCACCGCAAAAAAUCAUCUCUUUCUCUAACAAAAAUCAUUUAGCAGUAAAAGCAAGUACUGUCUCAUUAUUAUCAACCCCCCUCACUUGGGAAAUGGAAUUAUUAGUGUUUUCUAAGACAUUUUCUAUUGCCAGUUGAUAGAAGUGGCAAAAUAGAGAAGCUAUGGCUAUGUUAAACUCAGCCACUAUGAGAAUGGAUGGGAAUUUCCAUUGUGUGCAUUCCUCUCUCUCUCUCUUUCUCUCUCUCUCUCUCUCUCUCUCUCUCGCUCGCUCUCUCUUGUAAAGUACUGUCUUGCACAAUAAAACAUGUUGAUGAAUUUU